Carica papaya (papaya) is the source of this 1693-nucleotide messenger RNA. Its product is annotated as Aldolase-type TIM barrel family protein. NCBI's taxonomy places the organism in Eukaryota, Viridiplantae, Streptophyta, Magnoliopsida, Brassicales, Caricaceae. The record is from RefSeq and is a predicted model, not a curated record. Gene Ontology annotation, molecular function: nitronate monooxygenase activity.
AGUUGACUAAUAGCUAAUAGCUCUUUUGUCAGCUCUUUCGUACCUAACUAGGGUUUUUGUUUGGCUAUAGAAUUCCCCGGUGACCAUGCUUUGGGGCUCAAACUCAAUUCCUCAGUCAAUUGGCGCUGGAACUUCGGCUACUUUAGCCAAAAAACGCAGUUUCGACUCAUCAAGAUUCAAUCUAUUUGUGGGGUGCCCGCCGGUUGACAUCUCUUCUAAUUCGUCGAUACGAGAAGCAAAUUGUUGUGUGAAGGAAUCAAUAUCUCGACAUAAGCCAAGAGAAGACACCGUCCUCUGCGAAGAAAAUUCAAAAAUAUUCAGAAACAAUCGUUUGAAGAGAGUGAGAUGGGUUGGAGAGGGAUUCUGGGUUUUGAGUUUGGAAUUGUUCAGGCACCUCUCGGACCUGACAUUUCUGGCCCGGAGCUUGUAGCGGCUGUGGCUAAUGCUGGUGGAAUUGGUCUCCUUAGAGCUCCUGACUGGGAGUCCCCUGAUUAUGUGAGAGAACUAAUAAGGAAGACUCGAGCAUUAACAGACAAACCAUUUGGGAUUGGUGUUGUCCUUGCAUUUCCCCAUAGGGAAAAUUUAACGGCAAUACUAGAUGAAAAAGUAGCAAUAUUGCAAGUUUACUGGGGUGAAUGUUCAAGGGAGCUUGUGCUUGAAGCUCAUCAUGCUGGAGUUAAAGUUGUUCCCCAAGUUGGGAGUUUUGAAGAAGCCGAAAGAGCAAUCAGUGCAGGUGUCGAUGCAAUUAUCGUCCAAGGACGAGAAGCAGGAGGGCAUGUAAUUGGUCAGGAUAGUUUAGUGUCACUGGUGCCGAGGAUAGUAGAUCUUGUUGCGGAUAAAGAUAUUCCUGUUAUCGCUUCUGGGGGUAUUGUAGAUGCGCGUGGUUAUGUUGCUGCCUUGGCACUUGGUGCUCAAGGUAUCAGCCUCGGCACCAGGUUUCUUGCAACUCAUGAAAGUUAUGCUCAUCCUGUAUACAAGAGGAAGCUGGUUGAACUGGACAAUACUGAGUACACAGAUAUAUUUGGCAGAGCAAGAUGGCCUGGUGCACCACAUCGCGUGCUACAGACACCUUUUUUCACUGCUUGGAAGUCCCUUCCUCCUCAUGAAAACGAAGCUAACCAGCCUAUUAUCGGACAGUCAGUGAUUCAUGCCCUGGAAAAAGAAAUUCGUCGUUUUGCGGGUACUGUUCCGAAUUUGACUACCACGGGUGAUAUUGAAAGCAUGGUGAUGUAUGCCGGCCAAAGUGUGAGCCUUAUAAAGGAAAUUCUUCCUGCUGGAGAAGUUGUGAAGAUGCUCGCUGAUGGAGCUAAACGUGUGAUUCAAGAUAAAUUUUGUGCCAUCUGAUAUGCACCCAAACAAGGUAUUCGAAUCGUAUCCUUGUUGGUUACACUGGCUCCAAGGGAUAUGUAUAUAUAUGUGAUACUGUAGAAAUCUGAGGAUAGUUAUCAGAAUGGAAUACAGGACCUUGAUGGAAAGGUAGAAUAAAGUUCUGUGGAUGUGUAUAUGAUGGUUGGGACAACUCUGCAAGUUAUCCACAAAGCUUUUUUAUUAAGGUUGUAGAAGCAUGCUAUAAUCUCAACCUUACUGGUUAACUUUGUGAUCUUUGAUCAGUUCUACCUUAAUAAGAAGCAUGCUAUAAUGUAAAACCUUACUAGUUAAUUAUGAUCUCUGCUUAGUUCUGACUUCAUGUCAA